Heterobilharzia americana is the source of this 1527-nucleotide messenger RNA. Lineage: Eukaryota; Metazoa; Platyhelminthes; Trematoda; Strigeidida; Schistosomatidae. The record is from the annotation of a GenBank genome assembly.
AUGAGUCAUCGUCGCAUACUUCAAGAUUUUGAACAAUAUCAAAAAUCUAGGACGAAAUUUGUUCAGACGGUAGCUGAACUUGCGGUUCAACCGCAAAAUAUUGAAGUUCUUCAAAAUCUUGGAGUGUUAUCCUUGUUGAGGCCUCUGUUGCUAGACACUGUGCCAAGUAUUCAGCAAACUGCAGCUAUUGCUUUAGGAAGACUAGCUAACCAUAGGAAAGAUUUAGCGGAGGUUAUUGUAAAGGGGGAUAUCCUACCACAGCUUGUUUAUUCCUUAGCACAACAAAAUAGAUUUUACAAAAGAGCCGCAGCUUUUGUCCUGAAAUCCAUAGCUAAGCACUCAGCAGAGCUUUCACAGAAUAUUGUUGAUUGCGGAGCACUAGAUGCCCUUACAGUGUGCUUGGAGGAGUUUGAUCCGGCUGUAAAAGAAGGGGCUGCAUGUGCAAUAGGAUGCAUUGCUAAACAUUCUGCGGAACUUUCUCAAGCAGUAGUAGAUGCAGGCGCUGUGCCGUUGCUAGUAAUAUGUGUCCAGGAGCCUGAAAUAAGUCUGAAACGAGCAUCUGCGUGUACUUUGGCUGAGAUAGCGAAACAUACUGCUGAUCUUGCUCAGGCCGUUGUUGAUGCUGGUGCAAUAGCUCACCUAGCUCAGUUGGUACUAAACCAAGACUCUUUGCUGAAGCGGCAAGUAUUCGCAGCCUUAUCUACGAUUGCGAAACAUUCUGUGGACCUAGCGGAACUUGUUGUUGAGGCUGAAAUAUUUCCAGCUGUAUUAGUAUGCCUAAAAGAUACAGAUGAUAUCGUCAGGAAGAACUGUGGGAACCUUGUCAAAGAAAUAGUCAAACACACCCCAGAACUCAGCCAGUUAAUUGUGAAUUCAGGAGGAGUUGCGGCCAUGGUUGACCAAAUUGGUGAUUCUAAGGGUUUCACCUGUCUGCCAGCAAUUAUGGCCUUAGGAUACAUAGCAGCUCACUCCGAAACUCUGGCAAUGAGUGUAAUAGUUUCAAACGGUGUUCUGCAGCUGAAGUGCGUGCUACUAAGGGAACCAACUGAAGAGAUGCAAGCUGCGGCUGCUUGGGCUCUUGGUCAAAUCGGUCGUCAUACACCAGAACACGCAAAAGCCAUAGCUCAGGUUGAUGUACUUCAAAUUUUGUUGGACUGUUAUCUGAAGCCGAAUGCUACUGAAGAUUUGAAGACAAAGACCAAAAAUGCACUGAAGCUUAUAAUUCAGAAGUGCGUCAAUUUGGAAGCACUAGAACCUCUCUUGCAGAAAGCACCUCCAAGUAUAUUGAAACAUGCCGUUGCACAGUUCAGCAAGGUUUUACCACAUGAUAGCAGGGCGCGCCGAUGUUUUGUGGCAUCUGGAGGUCUUAAGAAAAUACAAGAGCUCAAAGAUGAUAAUGAGGGCUUAUUAUCAGAAUAUAUUAAUGCAAUAAAUAACUGUUAUCCAGAGGAAGUUGUGCGCUACUACUCUCCAGGCUAUGCAGAAACAUUGAUGGAACGUGUGGAGGCAUAUCAAAUACCAAUCUGA